Messenger RNA from Plutella xylostella (diamondback moth), 1142 nucleotides. It is a transcript of the gene Sirt4, whose product is annotated as NAD-dependent protein deacylase Sirt4. Gene Ontology annotation, cellular component: mitochondrial matrix. NCBI's taxonomy places the organism in Eukaryota, Metazoa, Arthropoda, Insecta, Lepidoptera, Plutellidae. The record is from RefSeq and is a predicted model, not a curated record. Gene Ontology annotation, molecular function: histone deacetylase activity, NAD-dependent; NAD+ binding.
GACGAGGCGAGCGAGGAGGCGAGGGCCGAGGCGAGAGUGUAAAUGGGGUAUGACAGACAGCUGUAAGGAAGGCCGAGCGAGUUUUUUGGACAUUUUUGGCAAAGUAAAAUAACACAGCCGAAUUACUUCUAAUACAAUGUUUAAACAAUGCGCAAAAUUACAUUUUAGUGUUAUUUCUAAUCAAGUGAUUUAUGUACCUAAACACAAGCCCCCAGACCCCAAUGACUUCUAUAACCUCAAGAACUUCUUGACGAAACAUCAGCAAUUAUUGGUUCUCACAGGUGCUGGUAUUUCAACGGAAUCUGGGAUCCCUGAUUACAGGUCUGAAGAAGUUGGUCUUUACGCUAGAAGCAACCAUAAACCCAUACAGUACCAAGAGUUUAUUAAGUAUCCAAAAGUGAGACAGAGGUAUUGGGCCAGGAACUUUGUUGGGUGGCCAAGAUUCAGUAACAUUCAACCAAGUGCAACCCACCAUGCUGUGAGACAGUUAGAGAUGGCUGGAAAAGUGACAACAGUGGUCACUCAAAAUGUUGACCAUCUCCAUCAAAAGGCUGGCUCCAAGAACGUGAUUGAGUUACAUGGCAGUGGCUACCUCGUGAAGUGCCUCAGCUGUCCGUAUGAGGUGGACCGAUUCACUCUACAGGACACACUGAUGGAGAGGAAUCCAGACAUGAAGGGCAGUUUCAGUAUGAUCAGACCAGAUGGAGAUGUAGAGCUUUCAAAGGAGGAAGUUGAUAAAUUCAGAGUGCCACUUUGCCCCAAGUGUGAAGGGGCUAUGAAACCUGAUAUUAUUUUCUUUGGUGACAAUGUUCCAAAGGCAAGGGUAGAGCAGAUAAGAAAACAAGUGAGCAACAGUGAAGCAAUACUUGUUCUUGGGUCUAGCCUGACUGUAUAUUCUAGUUAUAGAAUAAUUUUACAAGCCAAAGAAGAAAACAAAGAGGUGGCCAUUUUAAACAUAGGACCCACUCGAGCUGAUGACAUUGCUGACAUGAAAGUCUCCACCAAAUGUGGUGAUAUACUACCAGAGCUGUGUAAUUCAAUAUGUUCAUAAUAUUUGAUACAUACAAACCAAUGAAAAAACCUAUGUGAUAUUACAUACCUCAACUAAUUUUGUGUAGAUAAAUAAAAGAUCUUAUGUUUGA